AUGUCCCUCCCGAACCCAGACAACCGCCCGCUCCUAAUUGGGCCUCCUACCGGGCCCGAGGUCCCCUUCCCCUUCCGCAUGGAGGGCGAAGUCAUUUCCGGCUUUGGCCGCGGCUCCAAAGAGCUCGGCAUCCCGACCGCCAACCUGCCCGUCGACGACGAAAACACCUGGAUCAAGAACAUCGACUCGGGCAUCUAUUUCGGCUGGGCAUCGCUCAAGUUGCCCGCUUCGCAUCCCAACUCAGUCUUGUACCAGAAACCUCCUACUUCCGAGCCGGUGAUGAUGGAGCCUGUUCAGCAGCAGCAGCAGCAGCAGCAGCAGCAACAAAAUCAACAACAACAACAAAAGGGGGGAGUUGAAUCAGCCCAACAAGAAAAGCUCGUCGACCAACAAACCGGCCAGUGGCAGAUUUACCCCAUGGUCAUGUCCAUAGGCUACAACCCCUUCUACAAGAACACGGUGCGCUCGGCCGAGGUACAUGUUUUGGGAGAGUUCGCGGCUGAUUUUUACGGGGUGGGCAUGAGGCUUUUGAUUACGGGCUUCAUCCGUAACGAGAAGGAUUACAGCGGGCUGGAGGCGUUGAUUGCUGAUAUCCACUUUGAUUGUGAGGUUGCCAGGCACAGUUUGGCGAGGAAGGGAUGGAGAGUGAGGGAAUUGGGUGUGAAAGAAGGGGAGGAGGAGGGAGAGUUGGAUGGGAGUUGGUUGGUCAGGUGAAGGGGGAGAGGUGAAAAGGGGAGAGAGAGAGAGAGG
Molecule: messenger RNA, 750 nt
Organism: Neurospora tetrasperma FGSC 2508
Lineage: Eukaryota; Fungi; Ascomycota; Sordariomycetes; Sordariales; Sordariaceae
Exons: 1
Coding region: 1-714 (237 amino acids)
Biological process (GO): riboflavin biosynthetic process; FMN biosynthetic process
Cellular component (GO): mitochondrion
Molecular function (GO): riboflavin kinase activity
Source: RefSeq, a predicted model, not a curated record